AUGUCUUCUUCCCACCGGUCUCACUCGAACUCUUUGUCCUUGUCCGCUACCAAUACCAUCCAUCGUGUCCAUCGACGGAAGAGCGUCAACGCGUCGGCCUCUAGCACAGCCCAAGCCGCUAUUGCAGCUGCGCUGAGAGAGAAUGGCGAAACAACUGCAACGUCGGUGCCACACCGGCGAAGCAUUGGAUCAAAGAAACAUGCCGACUCUCACUCGAUGAGCACGAGGCCAAACAUGCACUCCUACCUCGGCCCUGGCAGCACUGCUCGCUCAAUCGAGCAGGACACAUUCGAGGAUGUAUCUAUGGACGAAGAAGAGACACAAGCAGACCAGGACUUUGUCAAGAACCGCAACAGGCGUGCUAGCGAAGGCUCGCAUCUGCUAAAAGGCGGCUCUAAGAAGACUGAGCUUCGCUGCGAUACCUGCGGCAAGGGAUACAAACACAGCAGUUGCCUGACGAAGCACAUGUGGGAACACGAUCCAGCUUGGGCAGUGACCUCGAAAUUGCUCAUUUCUAAGCAUCAACAGGUUCAAUUGCUUGAGGCUGCCUCGGUCCUCUGCAACAUGACUGUGGAUGGAAAUGUCGAGGUCAUUGAACCAGACACUGUUCACAUUGAUCCAAGCGAAACAUCCUCAGCUUCCCCUGUCUACUCAGGAUCAUCUGAAGUUCACGACGACACAAGCUCAGUAGAGACGACACCUCCACCAAUGAGUGAAGAUGAUACACCUGAUCUGAAACGGUACAGUGCUAGCAGUGCAGGGUUCUCACGAUCUUAUCGCUCUGCAGCAUCCUCCUACGUCGAAUCUGCCUUCUCUCCAAACUUGUUUCCUCAACGACUUAGCGGAGUUGACUUUCGGCCGACAACUUCUGGCACAGACGAUGGAUUACUUGCCGCAGCUGCAGCCGGCUUGACCUUCAGUGGAACUCCAAGACCUACCACAUCUGACGACAUUCCUCCUGUACCUCCACUUCCACAACAAUACCAAUCCUACAGCAGGUCUGCGAAGCUAGACUCUAUGCAUAACCCUUUCAGCCUACACCCUCCCUCGUUGACACAACAGUUGUCGGAUGAAAGAAAUUAUAGGUCCGAUAAGAACGAACACGACGAUCGGCACAACAACCACCUAGAAGAAGAAGGCAUGUUCCACAUGGAACAAUGA
Messenger RNA from Lithohypha guttulata, 1161 nucleotides. RefSeq lists its product as uncharacterized. Lineage: Eukaryota; Fungi; Ascomycota; Eurotiomycetes; Chaetothyriales; Trichomeriaceae. The transcript has 2 exons. The record is from RefSeq and is a predicted model, not a curated record. The coding region runs from base 1 to 1161 and encodes 386 amino acids.